AUGCAGAUCCUUCAGCCAACCCCCCAGGCCGUCUAUAGUGGAGUUCUCAACGCCUUCUCAAAGAUCUCGACCACAGAGGGAGCAAAGACCCUCUGGAGAGGUGUCAACUCGGUCAUCUUGGGCGCUGGUCCUGCCCAUGCUCUUUACUUUGGAACCUAUGAAUAUGCCAAGCAUGCCUUUGGUGGAAACGAAUCUGGACAUCACCCCUUCGCCGCUGCUGGCGCUGGUGCCUGUGCCACCAUUGCCAGUGAUGCCUUGAUGAACCCUUUCGACGUGAUCAAGCAAAGAAUGCAGGUCCACGGAUCGAUCUACACCAGCGUCAUGGAUUGCUUCGUCAAAGUCAACAAGGCCGAGGGCUUCCGCGCCUUCUACAUCUCCUACCCAACCACCCUCACCAUGACCAUCCCCUUCCAAUCGAUCCAAUUCGCAACCUAUGAGUACCUGCGCAAGGUCCUCAACCCCUCAGGAGCAUACGAUCCCAUGACCCACAUCACUGCUGGAGGUAUCGCCGGUGCCAUUGCUGCUGCCGCAACAACUCCCUUGGAUGUGGCUAAAACUCUACUCCAGACCCGUGGAGAGGCUACGGAUGUGAGGAUAAGAAACUGUAACGGAUUGGUCGAUGCCUUCAAGUUGAUCUACCAGCGUCAGGGACUUGCUGGAUUCGGAAAGGGACUCCAGCCUCGUGUUCUGAGUCAUAUGCCUUCCACUGCUAUCUGCUGGGGUGUUUAUGAGUACGGAAAGUGGUUUUUGAGCCGUGAUAAUUCUGACCAGCAGCCCAUUAACUUGCCAUAA
Molecule: messenger RNA, 792 nt
Organism: Linnemannia hyalina
Lineage: Eukaryota; Fungi; Mortierellomycota; Mortierellomycetes; Mortierellales; Mortierellaceae
Source: the annotation of a GenBank genome assembly